This is a messenger RNA of Lolium rigidum, 553 nucleotides long. RefSeq lists its product as uncharacterized. Lineage: Eukaryota; Viridiplantae; Streptophyta; Magnoliopsida; Poales; Poaceae. The record is from RefSeq and is a predicted model, not a curated record. The transcript is spliced from 2 exons. Bases 1 to 528 code for a protein of 175 amino acids.
AUGGCGAUGGCGUCGUCGCGGGCGCUGCUGCUGGCGCUAGCCCUCGCGGCGGCGGUAUGGUGCGGCGAGGCGGGGUCGGCGCCGACGGCGGCGGCGGAGGCGGCGCACGACGUGCUGACCGCGCACGGGCUGCCGAGGGGCCUGCUCCCCGCGGGGAUCGCCGCGUUCUCGCACGACCCGGCCACGGGCCGCUUCGAGGCGUCGCUGGACGCGCCCUGCACGGCCAAGGCCGAGGUCGACCUGCGGUACAACGCCACCGUCACCGGCGAGAUCAGCUACGGCCGGAUCAGCGACCUGUCGGGAAUCUCCGCGCAGGACCUCUUCCUCUGGUUCGCCGUCCUCAGCAUCCGCGUCGACGUGCCCUCGUCCGGCGUCAUCUACUUCGACGUCGGCGUCGUCUUCAAGCACUUCCCGCUCUCCUUCUUCGAGGCCCCGCCGCCCUGCGUCCCCACCUCCUUCAUCCUCCUCGCGCCGCACAAACAGGGAGGUGACGACGGAUCGGUGGACGGCGGCACGGCGCUGCAAUAAUGGGACGGGACGUAUUCCCAGUCUC